Messenger RNA from Cyprinodon variegatus (sheepshead minnow), 3216 nucleotides. Its product is annotated as sortilin-like. Gene Ontology annotation, molecular function: protein binding. Gene Ontology annotation, cellular component: Golgi apparatus; membrane. The transcript is spliced from 21 exons. Bases 212 to 2686 code for a protein of 824 amino acids. Gene Ontology annotation, biological process: Golgi to endosome transport; endocytosis; vesicle organization. The record is from RefSeq and is a predicted model, not a curated record. Lineage: Eukaryota; Metazoa; Chordata; Actinopteri; Cyprinodontiformes; Cyprinodontidae.
UGUGUUGAAAUGUUAAUCCUUCCUGUAGGUCACAUGGAUGCGGGCAGAAGCACCAACUCCCUUAACGCAGCAGUUUAUGUUAAUGACCCAUUGAAACACACCCCACCCCUGCUGGCUGUCAGAGCGCAGCACCUGUAACUGAGCCAGUACCUGCAGGGACACCGGUCACUCUAUUUUCCUUCACCUGAGGGGCCCCUGAUUCUCUGCUGACAUGAUCUGGACCUCUGCAGUCCUUGGCGGGAUGUGCGUCCUCCAAUUUGCAAUGCUUCUCAGAGGUGAAGUCAGCAGCAGCAGCAGCCCCUGGGGCAAGACGGUCACUUUCCGCAGGGAACAAAGGCCCCCACGCCCACGGAGGGACACCAGCGGCUCCACGGAAUCCUCAAACACCUCUCACGGUCCUGCCUUCACCUCCUGUCGGCUGCCCCUCACCCCGAAUGAACACAAGAUCCUGGAUGAUAACACCCAGGAGACAGGGUUUAAUGGUGAUGAUGGCUCCUAUGUUAUCCUCACAUGGGUGGGUGAUGGUACAGGAGUAAUCUUGGUACUGUCAACAAUCAGUGGUCCACUUGAUUCACACCUUACAGGCUCGUCUCGACUUUAUCGAAGCACGGAUUAUGGCAAAAGUUUUCACGACAUCUCUCACCGCAUCAACCACACCUUCAUCAAAGAGGAGUUUGGAGUCAGUGUUGGACCAGGAAGCUCGGUGAUACUGACUGCAGACACACCAGUAGUGGACCACCCAGGAGGGAUCAUCUUCACCUCUACAGAUGCCGGAGCAACUUUCCACUUAAUCCAGCUGCCCUUUCACCUGGCUCAGCCCAUCACCUACCACUUUUUCAACCCUGAUUACUUGGUGGCCCUCAGCAUAGAUGGCGGUCUCUGGCUCUCUCUGGACUUUGGUGCUAAGUGGACAAAAGUUCAUGAUGGAGUUUUCUCUUUUCAAUGGGGAGCAGGCAUAAAUUUGUUCUUCAGCUACAGCCACGUCGAUGCAGUUGAAGCAGAAGAAAGAGGGGAUUUAGUGUUGAAGAGGACAAAAGAUCUUGGAAAGACAUUCACCAUAAUUCAUGAAGACAUCUUCGGUUUUGGUUACAUAGGAGCUUUUCUCUUCUUCUCUGUGAUGGAAGAUCCUGGGUCUCCCCGUGUCAUGUACUUUUCAUCAGACCAAGGAGACACCUUCAGUCAGGCUCUUCUGCCUUCUGCAUCUACAGAGCAGUUUUACUCCAUCUUGGAUGGGGACAAGGACAUGCUGUUCAUGCACGUGGACACACCAGGAGAAACUUUCUUUGGAACUAUGUACACUUCAGAUGACCGGGGAAUACUGUUCUCCAAGUCGCUGGAGCGACAUCUAUUUGAUGGACAAAGGAAAAGUGAUUUUACAAACAUUACCUCACUGAGAGGCGUUUAUCUAACUAAUAAAUUAGACAUUGAUGGCCGAAUAAGAUCUGUCAUUUCCUUCAACAGAGGAGGAACAUGGAGGCCACUGAAGAAACCGGAGAAUGUAAACUGUCCGGGCAAUGUCAAGCGUUGUAACCUUCAUAUUCAUGGAGAACACAGUCGUUACAACAAUUUAGUUCCAAUGCUAGCUCUUUCUGAGCCAACUGCGAUCGGUCUCGUCAUUGCUCAUGGCACGGUAGGUGAUUCUCUUUCGUUAUCGCAGCACCCGGACGUGUUUGUUUCCUCAGAUGGAGGAUAUAACUGGAGAGGGACCCUUAAGGGCCCUCACCACUACAGCAUACUAGACUCUGGGGGUCUCAUAGUAGCUGUGGAGGCCCACCGGGACAGACAAGUCAAGACCAUCAAAUUCUCCACGGAUGAAGGCCGGUGCUGGAAGUCAUAUAACUUCACAGAGCAGCCCUUCUUCUUUGCAGGCUUGGCCUCAGAGCCAGGCACCAAGGCCAUGAAUGUCAGUGUGUGGGGUUUCAGGCCAGAGGAUGACGGCCAGCCGAUGUGGGUUACAGUCACAAUCGACUUUCAAAGCCUCAUCACCAGAGAAUGUAGCAAAAAGGAUUAUGAAGAGUGGCUGGCUCACUCUACAAACAAAGGGGACUCUGAGAGAAACGGCUGUGUUCUUGGCAUGAAGGAGACCUAUAGGAGACUGAAGAAGCAGUCUGUGUGCAGAAAUGGGCGAAGCUUUGUGGUUAAAAAAAAGCAAAGCCCCUGUCCGUGCACCAGAGAGGACUACUUAUGUGACUAUGGUUACUUUCGUCACGUGAACACCUCAGAGUGUGUGAGACAGCCAAAUACUCCAAAUAAAAGCUUUGAGAUGUGUCUGGAUGGAGAGGAGGAUGAGCUUCUGACAGCAGGGUACCGAAAGGUCCCGAGUGACAAGUGUGAAGGUGGGUUCACUCCUCAGCAUAUGGUGCAGACAAUCAUCCGGCCAUGCGGGGUUAAACCCACUCUUGACCCUUCAGCCGUGUCCACAUCUCCAGUUGAACAUUUUGACACACCAAAAGAAAGGCUUGUCCUGAUCCUGGUGUCUACAGGAGCAGCUGUUGUAGUCCUGGUGACUAUCAUCUCUGCAUUCCUUGCAGUCAGAAGAGGGGUUUAUAGAACCAGGAUGCCGGCGUAUCGUUUUUCUAACCUACGCAUUCAGGAAGAUAAUGGCUUUACGGCAGACCUGGAGAGUGCCACCAGCAGCAACGGUACGGCCUGCCAGCACGACUCAGACGUGGAUCUCAUUGAAUGACACAAACCUAAGAUCUGGAACACAAAAGGCUCAUGAUUGUAAUGAGUCACAUGGGAAUAAAGCAAACCCGGCUAUAACUUGAACGUGAAAAUAAUAGCUAUUAAUUUAUUUUAUUUUGUGUCUAAUAUAUGUUUUUUUUGUACAGUGUUUUUUUUUUCUUAUUAUAAUGACUUUAGUCCAAAUAUUUCAGUUUUAAUUCUAAAAACCCUGAAAGAAGUUGUGUCUUUACUUUAUGUAUUUGUAUUGACAGUAUGUUUUAAGGCUUUGAAAUAUUUACUAUGCAUUGGGUAUUGGACACUAAAGAAGGAGAACUUCUCAAACUAAAGUUUCUACGCUAUGUCCCAAGAGAAACAGUAGGGGGCGUUGCGAUAUGCCCCCUCUUUCUUACAAGAAGUGAAGGAAAAUACAGGAAGUUGGUGGAGACAAAGAUUUUUUUUGACAGAUGUAUGACUCCUACAGAAAUUGUGAAUUGAAACCUUAUUUGGAUUACCUUUUUUGUAAAUGUAUAUAUAUAUAUAUAUAUAUAUAUA